Durio zibethinus is the source of this 2414-nucleotide messenger RNA. NCBI's taxonomy places the organism in Eukaryota, Viridiplantae, Streptophyta, Magnoliopsida, Malvales, Malvaceae. The record is from RefSeq and is a predicted model, not a curated record.
UUCAUAUCAAAAAUAAAAACAAUGCAAUUAGGAAUGAUUCUUCACCAUUAAAAUAAAGUCCAAUCAUACUCAUAUAUAAAGCUCCACUCUUCAUUGGUUUUCUCUUAAUUAGACAAAAAGGAUUUCUUUUUCAUAGAUUAAAACUUUCCACAUCUAGAUUGUAAGGAAACACCUAAAAUUAAAAACCCAGAAAUAUAAAUAACAAAAGGUUUAAAAUUUCCUUCUUUUAAAUGAAACUUUCCAGUUUCCACCCAACAUUCAACAUCCCUCAUUUUCUUACCAAGCAAACAAAGAUUUGGGACCAGGAAUAAAAAGAUUGAAGGGCUUGACAAUGGGUUCUCAACAAGCUUUGGCUGCAGCUAAAGUAUAUCGUGACCUUCUCAAAGCAGUGAAAAAACACAUUGGAAAUGAAGAGUACAAGAGGCAUUUUAGUGAGUAUAUAACACAAGAGUUUAGGAAGAGCUGUCAACUUUCAGACCCUUCUUUGGUUACCCAAAAGAUUAAGCUUGCCAAUGAUUAUAUUUUUUUACUUAACAGUGUUCAUCAUCACAAGGACUUAUUGUUCUCUUACAACAUAGCAGUAGAUAGGUCAGAUGAAAUGAAAAGAACACUUGGAAAAUCAGCUGCAAGUGUUGGUCUUCAGCUUCCUGAGGUUUAUCAGCCUUGAUAUCACUGGAUGAUAAUUUUCUUCUUACUCUUCAUCUACGGGUGAAUAAUUUUGCCUCCUCCAUUCUAUAGAUGCUGGGAAUUCAGUUGGAGCUGAUCCUUGUUAUUUAUAUCUAUAAUUUGUUCUCAUCCAACCAAUUGAACCUGGUUUUGUUGACUUGUUUCUGUAUUGUGGUUGAAUUGAACUUGUUUGUGUUGUUUGAGCCUUGAAGAAGCUGCAAGGAGCUAUUUUGUUUAAAACUUACAUUGUUUUUGAGGCUAAGGAGGAGGGAGACAGUUAUCUGUGUUUCUUCAUCAGGUAUGAUGCUAUUUCAUAUAAUUCAUAUGCUAAUUUUUAUGAGACUCUAUUAAUCUUGUUCUGCAUGAUUUGUUGUAAUCUGUAGUCGAAUGCGGUUAUCAUUUUGAGUUAAACAUUUGUCUGCGUCUUGUUGGAGUUUUGCAGUUGUAUAUUUCCAUUUUCCUGCAGUAAUAAUGCUAUUGCUGUGGUUGUUCUAUCAACAUCAUGAUCCAAGCUGUUCCCAGAAGUUGCAUGUUGUAAUACACAAAACAACAUGAUUAAUAGCACCCAUAACAACAGAAACAAACAGCAAGCUUUUAUUCUUUUUCUUUUUUGACAAGGUACAGUUUAGGGCAAGAGGCGAUUAAAGCCGAACCUUUUUAGCUUAAUCUGGGACAUCUUUACUUUCCAUAGACCCUAACACUUAAGUCUAGUAUCGUUACAAUAAUUAAUCUCAUCUUCACUCUUUUUUUUUUUUUAAUUUCACCAUAAUCAAGUUUAUCGCUUAUCCAAAUGGAUCCUCUGCAGCUGCCAUUGGCCUCUAGUGUCACAGUUUUGAAGUGAAGCCAGGAAUCCCACAUUGGUUGAGUACUAAAAUUGGUCUUAGGAUAUAAGUGUUCACACAUGCCCCUCUUUGCGAGAUGCCUUUUGUAGGACAAAACCGUGAGAUCAAGGGAGCCAAAGCGGACAAUACCUCACAAGGGUGUGAAUUGUGAUAACUAGGUUGAUUUAAGACGGCAAAUGAGUGCAUGCACAGGUCCUGGAGCCUCAUGGGCUUAGAGAUUCAGUCUAAGCCCGUGACAAAUGGUAUCAAAGCUAGCUCUGGGGGUACUAACGAUGUGCCACUGAGGACGGUGGACCCUCGUUGGAGUGAGGGAGGAUGUUACAGUCCCGAAGUGAAGUCAAAAAUCCCACAUUGAUUGAGUAUUAGAGUUGGUCUCGGGAUAUAAGGGAUCACACAUUCCCCUCACUACGAGGCACCUUUUGUAGGAUAAAAUCAUGAGACCAAGGAAUCAUAGCUGACAAUAUACCUCACAAAGGUGUGAAUCGUGACAGGUAGGUUGAUCUGGGACACUAAAUGAGUGCAUGUUUGGGUCUUGGAGUUGCAUAGGCUUGGAGAUUGACUCUCGACCCGUGACAUUAGUACCUAGGUACAGCAAGCUUUUCUAAGUAGAAGUUGUUGGGGCAAAACUCCCUUGAAUGCCCUAGGUCCCUAGAACUUGUGGCAGCAAUGGGUUGUGUCAUUGAUGCUGUCUUGGCCUGCUACUUGUUCUUACUGAUUGAAGUGCAUUUAGAUAGCGGACAAGCCAGACUUACCUUAAACACUGUCAAGGUUAAAAGUGUGCUUCUCUUGUUCUUUGUGAUUAUUCUGAAUUCUCAACUACAAAGUCAAUAGAUCUUAGAAUUGAAAUUUUGAUUUUUUUAAUCUAUGACUUAAUUCAAUUGUUUUACACAGUUACUUUUAAGAUGU